UGAGCAACGGCGGAUCCUGGGGGGAUGGGGCCAUAAAAAAAAGAACCCAUUUUUCUUUUCUUUUUCAGUAACAUCGCAAAAAAGCAGCUAUUGCGUACACUAUUGCAUAUGUUAAUCUGAGGAACCGUUAAGUCAGGGACAAAGAGACAGAUUUUCUUUAUGCAUUUAUUGCCAUGUGAAGCUUCUCGUUGGUCAUUUUGUCAACCACAAUUGAACCGAUACGACCAAAUACGCUCGAAGGACCACAACGCGAAUUGACGCAUCACCACUCCACCAUGUUUAAACUAUUGGUAACCGUGUUCUUGCUGUCUCUAGCUGUAACACCGUCAGUGUCUUGGGACAGCAGAUGUCCUCCAAUAACGGAUUUCAUGAGGCUGUCGAUUUCUUCCCUGUGGCGCGAAGAGGUUGAGCAGGGUGGUGCCUUCUGGGCAUGCGCAGCUUGUCACCGGAUGGUCUGCACCCUGGAGCAGAUAAAGACGGCCUACUACGAGGAGGGUUAUGGGACCGAGACUCUGUCCUGGUACAACCCUGACCCGAACACCUUGGGCAUGAGCGGUCUUGGUCUGGCCGAUGUCAACGCUUGCUCGGUGUUGACGUCUGGACCGUGCUUGUUCGAGGUAGACGGUGUUCGUGCCGUGAGAGUCUUCCCGGGCACGCAGUCCAAUCACGGCCACGCCUUGUGCUGCCAGCGGCCGGAUGACGAGUCGGACAUGAGGUCUUACCGAUUCGAAUAGCAUCUUCACAAGCCACAUUAAAUUGGAAUGUUUUGCCUUUGGAGAUGUUGUCAAGAUUGCAUCGUCAGGCUGUCUUAAAGGGCCCAGCAUGAAAUGUACAGGGUGGUUCGAGAAAAAAAAGGACACCCACUUUUGGCAUCGAUUUCCAACUACGGCGGCACUUAGGGGUUAGCUAAUUCAAUUUAAUGAAACGUGUUGUUCUAGAGUAGUUGUCUCCACAAAGAGUGUUGUAUUUUUGUUUAAUGGGUAGAUCCGCAUUACGGUGCUGACGAGUGUUUGUGUAGGGCGCCCUCUUUUGGAAAAAAAUGAUGGUGGCAAAAAGUACGGAGCGUCCUAGGCCUACACUGUUGAACUUAUAUUGUUUAUUGUGUGUAUUUUUCCUUCCACGGUAUCUGACGAUUUUUAAACUUGUUAUGUCAUUAUAUGACGACUAAUUGUCGAACCAACUUUAUAACAAUGUAAUUUGUUCUGGAGUUUUCGUCUGCACAAAGUUGAUUGAAUUUUUCGUGAAUAAUACACUGCAUUUUCUUUAAAUCAUAUUAAAUUCAUUAUUCCAUGGUUCCUGUCAAUUUCCAAACGACUUGUGUCGAAUAUCACUGCCAAUAAUUGGACGCAAUUUCAGUCGCAUGCAAUAUGUUUAUCGAGAGUUAUCGUCUCCACAAAGAGUGUUUUACUUCUGUUCAAUUAGAAGCGUUUGAAUUCAGAUUGCAUUUUUCGCGAUUAAUACAUUGAUUUUCUUUAAAUCAUAUUUAAUUUAUUCUUCCAUGGUUCUCGUCAAUUUUCAAACCUGUUGUGUCAAAUACAAUGGCUAAUUAUUGGACGCAUCUCCAAUUUAAUGCAACGUGUUGUUCUGGAGUUAUUGUCUCCACAAGAGUGUUUUAUUUUUUUUAAUGGUCAGAUUGUCGCAUUGACAGAAUUCUUUACGGUGCUGACCAGUGUUUGUGUAGCGCGCCCUCUUUUGGAAGAAAUUGAUGGUGGCAAAAAGUACGGAGCGUCCUACAAUGUUGUUUUAUUGUUUUGUUGUGUGUAUUUUUUCUUCCGCGCUAUCUGACCAUUUUGAAGCUUGUUAUGUCAUUAUAUCACGACUAAUUGUCGAACCACUUUUAUAACAAUGCAAAUUGUUAUUCUGGAGUAUUCGUCUGCACAAAGAAUUUUAUUUUUAUUUUUGUUCAAUUAAAACUGACUUAGAUUAGGAAUUAAUUUUUCGUGAUUUAUACACUGUAUUUUCUUUAAAUCGUAUUAAAUUCAUGAUUUCAUGAUUCCCGUCAAUUUCAAAACGACUUGUGUCAAAUAUCACGACCAAUAAUUGGACGCAAUUUCAGUCUAAUGCAAUAUGUUUUUCGAGAGUUAUCGUCUCCACAAAGAGUGGUUUACUUUUGUUCAAAAUUCGGAUUGAAUUCGGAUUGAAUUUGUCUUCAUAAAUACACGGCAUUUUCUUUAAAUCAUAUUAAAUACAUUCUUCCGCGGUUCUUGUCAAUUUUCGUCACGGUUGUGUUAAAUAUAAUGGCUAAUUAUUGGACGUAAUUUCAAUUAAAUGCAAAAUGUUGUUCUGGA
Patiria miniata (bat star) is the source of this 2288-nucleotide messenger RNA. RefSeq lists its product as uncharacterized. The transcript has 3 exons. The coding region runs from base 276 to 734 and encodes 152 amino acids. The record is from RefSeq and is a predicted model, not a curated record. NCBI's taxonomy places the organism in Eukaryota, Metazoa, Echinodermata, Asteroidea, Valvatida, Asterinidae.